This is a messenger RNA of Bombina bombina (fire-bellied toad), 1937 nucleotides long. Its product is annotated as peroxisomal N(1)-acetyl-spermine/spermidine oxidase. The transcript is spliced from 4 exons. Bases 387 to 1892 code for a protein of 501 amino acids. The record is from RefSeq and is a predicted model, not a curated record. Lineage: Eukaryota; Metazoa; Chordata; Amphibia; Anura; Bombinatoridae. Gene Ontology annotation, molecular function: polyamine oxidase activity.
GUAUAAUGAACUGAGAGACCUAUGAAUAUGGAACAUUUCUGCUUGAAUCAGAAUGAGCAGAAAACAAAGAUAAACACUGUGAUAUAAAUCAGAUAAUGCUAAGCACGAAUUGGCUAACUCGGCACAUUGCCUAGAGCUUACUUGGAAAACCUGCAUCUGUGUUUGUCCUGUAUGAGAGCUUAACUGUGUUAUUCUCUAUUGGGACAAAAAAAAGCAUUUUAAAGUGAGGUUUUCAGUUAUAAUACAUUUCCGUCGACUACCAUCACAGCCAGCCAUUAUUUUUGGAACAUUGGAACUCAAAUAAUACAUUCUGCGUUUGAAAGCUUUGUAAGAUUUCCUCGGUGAUAGCUGUCUUUCUGUUAUCCACUGUGUCUCUUUCCUGCUCCAUGGACUCAGUACUUACCAGCAACCGUUCCCCCCAAGUAGUAAUCAUCGGAGCUGGCUUUGCAGGACUUGGGGCGGCCACAACCUUGAUGAAAAAUGGAGUGAAUAAUUUGGUCAUCUUGGAAGCCCUACCACGUGCAGGUGGUCGGGUUUUGACACACAAACCUUUUGGAGCUCCUGCCCUGGAACUGGGUGCUACAUGGAUCCAUGGUCAAAAGGACAAUCCACUUUACAAACUAGCCAAAGAGAAGGAUCUGCUGGCAGAUGAAGGAUUUAACAUGGUCACAUGUCAGCCAAUAACUGUCUCAUCCCAGGAUUACUUUUUUACAGAAAAAGGGAAAUUGCUACCGCCCACCCAAGUAGAACCUGUUACUGGAUUUUUUGGACAUUUAAUGUCUAAGAUAAAUCAACAGGAUUUCAAAAUAGACUGUGGUUCAUUAUCGGUGGGCGAAUAUCUAGAUCAAGAGUUUGCCAUUACCAAUCUUUUAGAGACAGAGGACUUAAAGGGUGUGUAUGAAUGGUGCAAGCGUGCCGAGUGUGUGGAUGAAGCUUGUAACUCAAUGUAUGAGUUCUCUCUGAGCCAGCUUAACAUCUAUACUGCUCUAGAAGGACCAUUUUUUAACUGCUUAGGAAGUGGGGGAUACCAAGCACUGCUUAACACUUUAUUGGAUCAAUUGCCUCCCAACUCUCUACGUUGUUGUAAACCAGUUAGAUCCAUACAGUGGGAAGGGUCUCCUCAACUCCCAGCUAACAAUUAUCCAGUUACAGUGCUAUGUGAAGAUGGAGAGCAGUUUGCUGCAGAUCACGUUAUAGUUACAGUCUCUCUGGGAUGCUUAAAAGAACGAGCUUCCACCUUGUUUGUACCUCCACUGCCACAAGGCAAGUUGGAAGCCAUUAGUCGCCUUGGAUUUGGUACUGUGGCUAAGAUCUUCCUUGAAUUCUCUGAGCCCUUUUGGCCAGAUGAUUGUGCAGGAGUACAACUGGUCUGGGAACAGGGCCCAGAAAGCCCAGAGGGAUAUGCUGCUGGAUGCAGAGGAGCUUCCUGGCGCUCAGAAUGGUACAAAAAGAUUGGAGGAUUUGAUUGUGUCCCAAUGCAUCGUAGCACUCUAUGUGGUUGGAUAACUGGGCUUGCUGCUGAACAUAUGGAGAACAUACCUGAGAAGGAGGUCGGGAACACAUGUGUAAGAUUGCUGAAGCAGUUCACAGGUUGGCCAGUGUCAGAGCUGCAGGGAGUGCUGCGCUCCACCUGGCACAGUAAUCCAUACAUCCGAGGCUCUUACACAAAUGUGCCUGUUGGGAUUGAUGCAGUAAAAGAGCAGACUGCAUUACAAGAACCUCUUCCAUCAACUUACCAUAAAAAAAAUAUCCGGCCUCUGCAAGUUCUGUUUGCUGGAGAAGCCACUCACAUAAACUUCUACACAACGACUCAUGGUGCUUACUUGAGUGGGGUCCGAGAAGCAGAAAGGAUUUUGCAGCACUACAGUGCCAGGUCAAGCUCUCGUCUGUAAUACCUUAACAAGUCAUUUAAUAAAGGCAUCAGCAUGGAACACCAA